Macrobrachium nipponense is the source of this 3138-nucleotide messenger RNA. RefSeq lists its product as uncharacterized. The coding region runs from base 456 to 1361 and encodes 301 amino acids. The transcript has 2 exons. The record is from RefSeq and is a predicted model, not a curated record. NCBI's taxonomy places the organism in Eukaryota, Metazoa, Arthropoda, Malacostraca, Decapoda, Palaemonidae.
GCCAAUCAUCUGCAAAGAAGGAGGAGAUGAAAGUUAUGCAGCCCUUUCGAGGUAGAGCUCCUACCAGGACGGACUUCAGGGGAAGAAGACAAGAGACAGGCGGUAGAGUGAGCAGGAGAACGUUUAGACCCCGCUCUAGGAAGUGAAACACAAGUCCUCCAGACAGCAGUAGGAGCAAGGCUGUCAUACUUUUGGCAGGCCUGGAAAAAAAGGGGGGCGGACGCCUGGUCCCUCUCAGUCAUCAGGGAGGGUUACAAGAUCCCUUCUUGAAAAAGCCACCUUAUUUCGAGAACUUCAAGAGCCUUGGUGGCUCAAUACUCGAACGCUGUGAAACAAGAGGCGCUCCCAGAUCUAGUAGACCAGAUGCUGGAAAAGGGAGCCAUAGAACCUGCACUGGAACUAGAGUCUCCAGGGUUCUACAAUCGACUGUUUCUAGUACCCAAGACCUCGGGUGGAUGGAGACCCGUUGUAGAUGUCAGCGCACUGAACGUCUUUGUAGAGAAGACCAAGUUUACUAUGGAGACGACUCGGUCGGUACUGGCAGCAGUCCGUCCAGGGGACUGGAUGGUGUCUCUGGACUUACAAGACUCCUACUUUCAUAUCCCCAUCCACCCGACUUCAAGGAAAUUCCUAAGGUUCGUAGUUCAGAACAGGUGCUUCCAGUUCAGAGCCCUUUGUUUCGGCCUCAGCACGGCUCCUCAAGUCUUCACCAGAGUAAUGUCAAACGUGGCUGGAUGGCUUCAUCAAGAAAGGAUAAGAGUAUCCCUAUACCUGGACGACUGGUUGAUAAGGUCGCAAUCGAAGAGCAAGUGUCUGGAGGACUUUUGCAAGACGUUUCUGAUGACCCAGGAGCUGGGUCUGAUCAUCAACAAGGAAAAGUCCCAGAUCGAGCCAAGUCAGACGAUUCUUUAUUUGGGGAUAGUUCUGGACUCGGUUCUUUUUCGGGCUUUUCCCUCCCAAGAGAGGCAAAACGAGUGCCUCGAGAAAGUGCAACUAUUCCUGGGGAGAGAGAAGUGCUUGGCAAGGGAUUGGAUGAGUUUGCUGGGCACCCUCUCCUCGCUCGAGCAGUUUGUCUCCCUCGGAAGGUUGCAUCUCAGACCUUUGCAGCACUUCCUUUCAAGAGUCUGGGACAGGAAGAAUCAGGAGGACUCCUUUUCCUUUCCCAUUCCAGCAGACAUCAAAGAACAUCUGAGUUGGUGGCUGGAUCCUGCGAAGUUGGGGGAAGGAAUCUCCCUGUACAAGAAGAACCCAGACCUAGUGUUGUUCUCAGACGCUUCGGAGUCAGGUUGGGGAGCAACACUGGGGAGCAGGGAGGUCUCGGGCUCUUGGAAAGCUCAGCAGAAAGAAUGGCACAUCAAUAGGAAAGAGUUGAUGGCCGUUCUAUUAGGGUUGAAAGCCUUCAGAGAUGCUGUCUUGGGGAGAGUAGUGGAGGUCAACUCGGACAACACCACGGCCCUGGCUUACAUAAAAAAGCAAGGAGGAACUCAUUCUCUGUCCCUGUACGAGGCAGCAAGAGAACUCCUUCUAUGGGCAAAGGAGAAUGGAGUAAAUCUUUUAACAAGAUAUGUGCAGGGACAGAAGAAUGUAAGAGCAGACAUGCUCAGCAGGAAAGGGCAAGUUCUUCCCACAGAAUGGACCCUCAAUCUUCAAGUUUGCCAGGAGCUGAGGAAAUUAUGGGGGAUGCCUUCGAUAGAUCUCUUCGCCUCCAACCUGAACAAGAGAAUCCCCAACUACUGCUCCCUGGUCCCGGACAGGGAAGCAAUAGCAGUACACGCCUUCUUGAUGGACUGGACGGGGAUGGACACUUAUGCGUUUCCUCCGUUCAAGAUCAUCAACCUUGUCAUCAAGAAGUUCGCUCUUCUCGAGACAGGGAGAAUGACCCUGAUAGCUCCAUUCUGGCCAGCAAGAGAGUGGUUCACAGAGGUAGUGGAGAUGCUAGUGGACUUUCCAAGAAGCCUUCCUCCAAGUCCAAAGCUUCUCAAACAGCCCCACUUCGAGGAAGCUUGUCAGAGUGAGAGGCUUUUCAGCGCAAGCUUGGGAGGUCUUUAGAUCUUGGUGUAAACGACACAAAGUGUCCUCAACCACUCUACCUCUGUGAGUCAGAUUGCUGAUUUUCUCCUGUUCCUCAGGCAGGAAUCUAAGCUGGCCGUGUCCACCAUAAAAGGAUACAGGAGCAUGCUUUCGGCCGUUUUUAGGCAUAGAGGCAUGGAUUUAUCUCAAGAUGCAGACUUGAAGGAUCUCUUGAAGUCGUUUGAAACGACUAAGCACACAGUAAGACCUCCGGCUUGGAAUUUGGAUGUGGUUUUGAAGUUCUUAUGCGGCAGGAAGUUCGAACCCAUCUCACAAGCGACCCUUAGAGAUUUGACGAAGAAAACUUUAUUCCUGAUGACUCUAGCCACAGCAAAAAGGGUAAGUGAGAUUCAGGCGAUGGAGAAGCAGGUAGGCUUCAAUCAAGAUGGUGCAGUAUGUUCUUUAAGGCUCGACUUCCUUGCUAAGAAUGAGAACCCAGCCAAACCCUGGCCGAGGACUUUUGAGGUUCCUAACCUCACAAGUUUAGUGGGUCUGCAAUGGGAAAAAUAUUACUUUAAUUAUUAGUGAUUUAUUUAGGAAUUGAUUCAUCAUCCUCCUCUAAUAUCUUUACACUACUGUUUUAAGAGUGAUUUGAACUAUAAAAUAUUUUCAUUUUUGUUGUGAACACGAGUGCGUGGCAGUGUAGCCAGUCCCUUGUUUUGUUUUUCUCUCACUCUGAGUAUGGGAGCGCUGCCCUGAAUCUUUCGUCUGCUUUUUGGUAACACUAACAACACAUGUAAGAAUCACGAAUGCUUUCAUGUGAGAAUGACGUCAGCUGGUCCAUUCGUCAUUUUGGCUAUUUUACCAAAUUAAUAAUGCAAAUUAUUAUCUAUCCCUUGCAAGGGAUCUAGUCCAGGGGAUCUAGUCCAGAGAUCUAGUCCAGGAGUUCUGAAGACUAGGUAAAUUAAUCAAGUCCAGGAGACUAGGCCUGGGAGAAGUUUGGCAUGAUGUAAUGAGUAAUAAAGAAACAAGCUGAAUACCAGGAAUUUUCUUCAAUACCCCUAAAAUGGGAAUCAGCACUUCAACUGCCUCCCAGUGGGAAGACAUCACCUGGCCUCAGUAGUAAGA